Molecule: messenger RNA, 1590 nt
Organism: Humulus lupulus (European hop)
Lineage: Eukaryota; Viridiplantae; Streptophyta; Magnoliopsida; Rosales; Cannabaceae
Product: B-box zinc finger protein 24-like
Exons: 3
Coding region: 653-1360 (235 amino acids)
Biological process (GO): photomorphogenesis; regulation of DNA-templated transcription
Cellular component (GO): nucleus
Molecular function (GO): zinc ion binding
Source: RefSeq, a predicted model, not a curated record
GAAGCCAUCGGAGACCCCACAGAACUUGGUUGGUUUCACCAUUUGCAUUCUUUUGAUUUGGCUAUACCCUAAUUCUUAUCUUCAACACAACUCACUCUACUCUCCAUCCACUCAACCCAAUUUUCUCUCCUUCAUCUGCUCUCCUAUCUUCUCUCACUUAUGCACAAUAAUAAAAGCCUCUUCAUUUCUCUUCCUCUAGUUUUUCUCCUUCUCAAACUUCUUCAUCCCCUGCCUCUUAUUCCUGUAGACUUUUUUUUUUGGUUGUUUUUGUCUUGAUUUGUAGCGAAAUAAGUUUUGUUUGAGGAGUGUUUUUAUCUUUUUCCCAGGGAAAAAUUUUUGUGUGGUAGCUAAUAUCUUAACAAGUGGCAUAUAUUGUUCUGGGAAUAUUGUGGUUUAUCUCUCUGGGUUAUUCUCCUUCUUAAUAUCUAGUCUCAAUUCGGCACCCCUCUGUAUCUUGAAACAAAGAAAAAGAAAAAUAUCUUAUCAUUAUCUGUUUCUCUUCCUCAUCUCUCUGAAUUGGCAUAUGGGUAUUUGUCGUUUUUCUGAGUCUAUCAAGAACCUAAUAGGAAAGUAGAAAGGUUAAUAGAAAGUGGGUUUCUCGGGAAGCAAACAGACAAACAUAAAAGGUUGAACUGAAAAUAUUUGAAGCAAGAUGAAAAUCCAGUGCGACGUGUGUGAGAAAGCUCCUGCUACAGUAAUUUGUUGCGCGGACGAAGCAGCUCUGUGCGCCAAGUGCGACGUGGAAGUUCAUGCAGCGAACAAACUAGCCAGCAAACACCAGAGGCUUCUCCUGCAGUGCCUCUCCACCAAGCUUCCCAGAUGUGACAUAUGCCAAGAUAAAGCAGCUUUCAUUUUCUGUGUGGAAGACAGAGCUCUCUUUUGUCAGGAUUGUGAUGAAUCUAUUCAUUCAGCUAAUAGUCUCUCUUCAAAUCACCAGCGCCUUUUGGCAACAGGAAUACGAGUGGCCUUGAAUUCCAGUUGUAACAAGGACACCAAAAAGAGCUGCUUAGAGCCACCCAAUCGGAACCCUGAACAAGUUUCAACAAAAAUGCCAGCACAAAGCCUCACUUCAUCUUGGUCUGUUGAUGACUUGCUACACUUUUCAGAUUUUGAUUCUUCUGACAAGAAGGAGCCGAUCGAGUUUGGAGAACUGGAUUGGCUAACAGAACCAGGCUUUUUUGGUGAGCCACUACCUCAGGAAACCUUGGCAGCUGCGGAAGUUCCUCAGCUUCCAGUAGUACCACAGUCUAGCAAUUUUAACUCAUAUAGACCUGCCAAAUCCAGUGCACCCUUCAAGAAGCCUAGGCUCGAGACCCCAGUUGACGAUGACGAGUUCUUCAUUGUUCCUGAUCUUGGCUAAACUUUAACUAGUAUGGGUUCUGUGGCACGAACUGAUAUAGGGUACAUGAAUUGUAGACAGUAAUACCUAACUACAGAUCUGCAUGUGUUUAUGUAUGUAAGUGUGCAAGAGCUUAUAAAUGCAUCUUAAAGAGUAUACUGUUCUUUAGCAACCAGAAAUAUGUAUUCUUAGGAAUAGGUUGCCUUCUCCUUUCCCUCUCAAUCUUUCAAUAUAUGUUAUUUUUGUCCUCU